UCUCAGCAUGCGGGCUUAUCACAUCUGUUUGCUGUUGUUCCUCAUCUUGGGCAUAGGCUAUGCAGCUGCUGCUCCAUUGAACGGCCUUCGACAACGCCGUCAGAUCGACUUGACGCUCUCCGCUGAGCACGACGACAAGGAUGAUGAAACUGAGCUGGCAUUGGAGGCGAUAGCCGGCCUGUGGAGCAGUGCAGACAGCCGUACCAAGAUCGAUGGCUCCGCUCGAGUGGUGCAUCGCGCCAACGGCUUGCAAACGGGUGCCGAGCAGGAUUGGCGACUCGGAGUGCGUGUCGUGUUCAGCUGAGGAGCAAGUAGGAAGGAGUAUGGAGGAUGAGUGA
This is a messenger RNA of Drosophila hydei, 338 nucleotides long. RefSeq lists its product as uncharacterized. NCBI's taxonomy places the organism in Eukaryota, Metazoa, Arthropoda, Insecta, Diptera, Drosophilidae. The transcript has 2 exons. The record is from RefSeq and is a predicted model, not a curated record. The coding region runs from base 8 to 304 and encodes 98 amino acids.